UUUGUCGCCAAUCAAAUCCACACCUUCUCUUCUCUUGGCCUUGUUGUUUUCCAUUCGUCUCGCUCUCUCUACAUUUAUCUCCUCUUCUUCGUUAUUUCUUCGUCACCACUGCCUCUGCGUCCAGUCUUCACCACUACAAAACAACACUCAACGCGCAACGUUUCUCCUGAAAGCUAUAACUCAUGAUCUGAUCUGACUCUGAUUCAUGAUUUGCGCAACAAACGACACCUCAAGACCCUCUAGGAUGCCCUGACGAUAAACAAUACUCUCACCACGACACACGACUUUCCAUUUCUUUUUCCUUUAUUUUCUUGUCCCAUUGCAGCGUUUAGCCUCACGACUACGAGUCACGACACACGCUGCUACGGGAUAAACAACGACACAAACAUCCACGUAUACACACAAAUUUUUGUUAUAGACAUCUAGUCUCGAGCUCAAACACAUAAACAAGCAGUAUUCUACCCGCCGCUAGCAACCAUGGACACCAGCUAUCUGGCCCAGCAGGUCAAUAGCAGCAUCACACAGCUGCAUGGCCUGUUUGACGAAAUCGGCGUCCCUAGCCAUGAGCGCCAGGCUCGUGAAUCAGAGCUCUUUGCAGCCCUUUCCGAAGCCCUCAACAGCCAAGUUCGCCUAGUCACGACUGAAAAGAAGGAAAUGAUGGACGAAGCCAAGGAAAUUAUCACAACCAUUCGCCAAAUGGAAUCAUCACUCGACGACUCAAAACAGCGUUCAAACUUCUCCGACGACGGAGAGUUCAAAAUCACAUAUCCCCUCAACAAGUGCCUCCAAAACCUCAAGGAGCAGCACACCCAGAUUAGCAGACUACACAAGGAGCGCUUCGAACAAGUAAAGAAGCUUGUCCAGGCUCUUGAGUCGUACUCAUCACAUCUUGAGGCUACUUUUGUGCAGAUUCCCCUGCCACCAACUGCCCCUGGUACCGUCGUCUCGCCGAGCUUCGAUCUGUCUCCAUCUUAUGUAGACCGCCUCGACAAGGAGUUUACCCGCGUCUACGAAGAGUACACUCGCCGCAUUGCCUCGGUGCAAUCCAUUUCUGACAGCGUCAUUCAGCUUUGGGCAGAACUUGGCAUUCCUCAGGCGCAGCAGGACGGCGCCAUUGUCAAGUACUACCGCGAAGCCCCUGAGCAGCUCGGUCUCCACGACGACGAUAUUAAGCGUCUGCAGUCUAAGCGCGAGCGUCUCAUGGACGAAAAGAAGAGCCGUGAGAAGAAGCUCCGUGACCUCAAGACCGAGGUCGAGUCGCUCUGGACCAAGCUUAACAUUGACGAGGCCGAGACCAAGGCCUUCCUGAACCAGAACCGUGGUUGCGGACUGCGACAAAUCAACGAGUUUGAGGACGAGCUGAGCCGUCUCAACGAACUGAAGCGCGAAAACCUCCACCUCUUUGUCGAAGACUCCCGUGUCCAGCUCCAGGGUCUCUGGGAUGCCCUCUACUUUUCGGAAGACGAGAUGCUCGAAUUCACCCCUGCCUUUUCUGACGUGUACAGCGACGCCCUCCUCGAGGCACACGAGCGCGAAAUUGCCAGACUCGAAGCCAUCAAGGAACAAAGAGCGCCCACUCUUGCCCUUGUCGACCGCCAUAAGAGUCUUGUCAAGGAGCGCGAUGACUUGGCUGCUUCUAGUCAGGAUGCUUCGCGCCUGAUGCUCAGAGGACAAAAGGGCGAGAAGCGCGAUCCCGGAAAGCUUCUUCGCGAGGAAAAGAUGCGCAAGAGAAUCGCCAAGGAGCUGCCCAAGGUUGCCGUGGAGGUGCGCAAGGCCCUGGAGAGGUGGGAGAACGAAUACGGGCGACCAUUCCUUGUCUUUGGUGAGCGCUAUCUCGAUGAAUUUGAGGCCGAGGAUGCAAAGAAGGGCGGUGCCAUGACAAGAGCCAAGACACCUGCUGGUCCUGCUUCCGCAAUGAAGCCUGCACCCAAGUCUGCCGCCAAGGUCAUGCCAUCGCGAGCCGGAGCCAAGACACCCACUGCUAAGAGCACCGUCAAGAAGCAGCCCGCAACGGGCCAGUCCAACAACGGCCGCGCCAGCCCUACUAGAAUUCCCGGCCGCGUGCCUCUGUCCAACUUGAAGCACGGCAACAACUCACCGGAGCGACCCCGUCCGCAGUCCCGCGGCGAGACUCUCCGCAAUGGAGCUCCUGCGCGUGCGCCUCCCCCCAAGAUGCGCGAUCUCAAGGCUGUCCCUGAACUUGGCCCACCAUCAAGCCCAUACAAGGGAACUGGUCUAGAUACGACGAUAGUCCGCGGCAUUGAGCCCGAAGAUGUGUAUGACGACAGAUCGCCAGUCCAUCGUCUCCCUCGCAGCGACUCCAACCUGACAACGGCCACGACGGCAAGCUACUACACAGAAAGUGAGCACUAUGGACGAUCCACGGCGUCUGCGUACCCCAUGGCACCGCCUCCCCGCCAACACUCUGGCAGCUCGACACUUGUGUCGGGAUCAGAGAACUGGGAGACGUACGACGACAACAGCGAGCCCGAGAUGGACGCGACAGACACGUACUAUGCCAAGCUGCGCGCAGCCAAGAAUAAGCGAAACGAGCCCGACUACGGAUCGCGGCCGCAGAGCAGCAUGGCCAAGCGACUAAGAGGGAUCCCGCCGCCCCAGGGCUACACGGGGCCUGUCAUGAUUGAUGAUCAAGGAAACAGAAUCGUCUCUGGUAGCGAGUGGACCGACGACGACAUGUUUUAAAGUGAUAUGUCUGGGUUUGUUUGGCGGUUGCUGCUAGAUUCUGGGACUCGCGUCCUCCUUUGUUCAUUUUUUCACUUUACUUGAUUUUUUGUCCGUUGUUUAUACGUGUCACUUAUACACCAUUUUCAAUACUGCUUUUGGCGAGCAUCAUCUCAUCACUUUGUGGUUGUCUUUUUUAUUCUCCGAGACGACUGCUUUGUCGAACAUCAUCACUUUGCGGUCGUCUUUUUCAUUUUCCGAGACGACUGCUUUGUCAAACAUACUCACUUUGCGGUUGUCUUUUCCAUUUCCGGACGCAGUGUACAUUUCUCUUCUUCCCUCUUCUUCUUUGAACGAUAAUUUCUUGUCUCUUUUUCGUUGUUCAGUACAAAAACGAGUGACCGAGGCUGCAUGAUCAUGGGAACGUCUUCUAGCAACCAUUGGCUUUGGUCUGGGGUUUUUUCGUCUUGUUUUUCAGGGUUGGCGUAUUUUUCUUUAAGAAAUGUAAAUGUUUUUCCUUUUUUGGUUUCUUGUAGCGUGGUAUAAAUGGAUUGAAAUUUUCUUUUCCUCU
Molecule: messenger RNA, 3253 nt
Organism: [Torrubiella] hemipterigena
Lineage: Eukaryota; Fungi; Ascomycota; Sordariomycetes; Hypocreales; Clavicipitaceae
Source: the annotation of a GenBank genome assembly